AUGUCGUUACCUAUCAUUAGAGUUCAUUUUUUGAAUGAGUCAAGGGCUUUUAGGGUGUUGUGGCUGCUAGACCAGUUGAAACUGGAUUAUGAGAUAGUACCCUACAGGAGGGACGCAAGUUUUCGUGCUCCUGAGGAAUUGAAGAAGCUACACCCUUUGGGUAAAUCGCCAUUGCUUGAAGUGGAGGAUAGAAAGACAGGUAAAAGGAAAAUUCUGGCUGAGUCAGGAUACAUUUUCCAGUAUGUCCUGAAGCAUUUUGACAAGGCUAAAUCCUUGGACAACGCAGACAGCGAUAAGUCCGAAGAGAUUCAAUACUAUUUGCACUACGCGGAGGGCUCCCUACAACCUCCUCUCAUAGUCGACAUGCUAUUUUCCAUGGACCCAUAUGGAACACUUCCAUUUCCACUUUCUUAUAUCCCCGGAAUGGUGACCCAAAAGAUUGUAGAAAAUUACUCUAAAGGUGAGAUAAAAAACCAACUAGAUUUUAUCGAAGGCGAAAUCGCUAAGAAUGAUGGCUAUUUGGUCGGCGGCAAGUUGAGUGCUGCUGAUAUCUUAAUGUCCUUCCCAAUUGACAUGGCCUUUGGCGGUCCGUAUGGCCAUCAGUUUGCCGAUCCUAAGCAGUAUCCAGUUAUUGACAAAUGGCUCAAGAAUCUAAAGACUUUGGUUUCUUAUACAAGCGCAAAGUACAAAGCCGGGGCUAACGGUGCCCAAUUUUAA
Molecule: messenger RNA, 717 nt
Organism: Zygosaccharomyces rouxii
Lineage: Eukaryota; Fungi; Ascomycota; Saccharomycetes; Saccharomycetales; Saccharomycetaceae
Product: glutathione S-transferase
Exons: 1
Coding region: 1-717 (238 amino acids)
Source: RefSeq, a predicted model, not a curated record